CUUCGUUAACGGUGCGUACCAUGAUAUUUAAUUUAGACAUUGUAAAAUCCCCCACUUUCAAUUAAACUAUAAUUUGAAAGUAAAAUGCACAGAAAUAAAGAGUGGGUUGGUUAGUUCCAACUUCGGUCUAGAGAAGAGAUCAAGUAGAACAGAGGUUUUUUCUAGAGCAAUGCGAGCCGCUUUGAUUGUCUUUUCCGCCCUUGUGGCAACCGCUUGGGGCUACUCUGCCGGCGCCCCCGAAUCCGUCUGUGAUGAUAUGAUUCCUAAGCACCCAGUCUUGCCCCAAAAAUCCCCCCUUCCUUACACUGUUUCAGUCAGCAAGAAGGAAGCCAAACCUGGUGAAACUAUCGAUAUUACGAUCGGAGGUAAACCGUUUAAGGGAUUUUUACUGCAGGUCAGGAAUGGGGAACAUGCCGUUGGCUCGUUCCAAAUCCCCGAAACCGAUAAAUUAGCGAAAAGUAUCAACUGUCACGGGACUAAAGCUAGCGCUGCCACACAUAAAAAUGCCGUUGAGAAAAACAACCUUGUCUUGAAAUGGAAGGCACCAGAAAGCUCCGGAAAUUACCAAGUCUUCGUGACCGUGGCCGAGGAUGGAGGAACCUUCUGGGCACAUCAACCAAGCCAGAAGAUCAAAAUCGCCUAAAUUAUAACACAGUUCAGUAGUUUGUAUUGUGGUCUAGUACAGUAAUUAGAAUAACACAAUGUCUGUAACUGUACCAAUAAAACCUAUUGAUGAAAUAAAGACUUUAUUUAAAUCGC
Molecule: messenger RNA, 759 nt
Organism: Tribolium castaneum (red flour beetle)
Lineage: Eukaryota; Metazoa; Arthropoda; Insecta; Coleoptera; Tenebrionidae
Gene: l(2)34Fc
Product: lethal (2) 34Fc
Exons: 4
Coding region: 170-643 (157 amino acids)
Cellular component (GO): membrane
Source: RefSeq, a predicted model, not a curated record